Molecule: messenger RNA, 3793 nt
Organism: Notolabrus celidotus (New Zealand spotty)
Lineage: Eukaryota; Metazoa; Chordata; Actinopteri; Labriformes; Labridae
Exons: 6
Coding region: 244-1857 (537 amino acids)
Source: RefSeq, a predicted model, not a curated record
CGUCGCGGUCAAAACUCAUUCAUCACUCCUUCUGGCUGCUGGACCAUAUCAUCAUAGGAAACCUUCUGCAGGUCGGAGUCCGUUCUUUGUGCACGACUGUUCAGUGCAGAUUGACGCGUCACUGCUCCGGCAUCCCGCAGAAGUAGAAGGCUUGCGUAUCCUGCUGGAGCUGAGACAGCCGGAGCCGGAGCGGAGCCGGAGCGCAACGGAGCGGAGCCGGGAUUAGAUUAAUGGUGUUCCAUAAUGGCGAGCCCAGCUGUUCUGCGGAUCAUCUUUGGUGACGAGUCUGACUCAAGAAAACUGACCCUCAAUUCUGGAAUUCCAGCAACAGUGGAAGAACUGCAUUCGUUAGUAAAGACAUUCUUUCAAUUCAAAGAGGACUUCAGGUUGCAGUAUAUGGAUAAUGACUUUAACGAGUUCAUGAACUUAACUUCAGUGUCUGAGAUUAAAAACAAAAGCACACUGAAAGUAGUAUACAUUCCUGUUUUUUCCCCUGUGGAGCCCUGCAUCACUUUGUAUACAGUAGACUCAUCUGGUGAGCACUCAAGUACCACUUGCCCAGAUCCUGAAACUUCUGCUUCGUCAAUAGCCUCAUCCUGCAGUGAUGAUACACUGUUCACAUCAACCCCACAUUCAUCCCCGGAAACUCAGCCCUCAAAAUUGUCUUCGUGGCCCAAGGUUUUUGUGGUCCCCAAAUUCACCUAUGACGCAGAGUUUCAGCUACAAGACAAGAAUAAAGAGUUUGAGACAAAUGGAACAUACUUCAACCCUGGCCCAAAGUUAAAAGGAGUCAUUCUCGAUGGCCUAGCCCAAGAAAUGUUGAAAUACACAAAAUAUCCAAAAGACUAUCAGUGUGAAGAGGUAGCAGCAGCAUUGACGAGAGCUCAUCCUUGUUUGGGGCAGCUUGGAUCCAAGACAGGAUUUUGGGGAUGGAAACAGUCACUGAAGUAUAAAAUGCAAAACUAUCGCACAAAGCUGGGGCGACUCGGACAUCCUGAAAUCUGUGUGAACUCCUUAAAGCACAAACGUGAAGGCCAAGGCAAAGCUGCAGCCAACAUCAAGAAAGCCAGAAAGGCAGAAGUUUACUAUAUACCACUGCACCCAAAAGGCAAAACCACAGAAAGCUUGGAAAGCGAGAGAAUUGCUUUGUUGUCAGAAAUAAAGAAGCGUGACAAUGAAGUUGUGAUUAAAGCGAAAAUGGAAAUAACCUUCUCCCACAGAAGACGAGAGGUUGUAGAGCAGAGGCCCAUGAUAGAGGAGUUCAAAAACAGAUGGCCUGCUCUGUUCCAGCAGAGUGAAAUUAAUGCAGAGUUCUUGCGGAUCACCACGAAACCACUGCAGUCAAAGUUCAUGUCGCAGCUGGACCACUUUUCACACAAGCUGAUGCAGAUCUUCAAGAGCAAAGGAGGAGUGAAGGGGCGAAGAAUCAAAGAUGUCCUGGCAAAAAUAGAUUUGUGUGACGACAUCGACAUCAGGAGGGAGUGCAUCCUGAGAAGCCUUGUUAUCUACCUCAAUGAAGAUCCUGACACCUUCUUCAAGGAAUAUCUGGCCUCCACCACUGAGGAUGCAGAAAGGGACAUCGCCCUCACAGUCAUGGGGAUAUACAUAAUCCGUCAAGAUGGCGAUGGCCAGCCAGAGGAUGUGGGAAUUGUGAUCGAAGGCGUCAAAGUCCUGAGCAACGUGGACAGUGUCAUCAUGGGGGUCAUAAUGAUGUUUGGGCUCAUUUAUGCCCUUGAUCUGAGCUUUCCAGACAACCUCAAGUACACUUUUGAGUUUGUCCAAAAGAUCCUAAUGAACCUGGAUGGGCACAAGCUGAACACAAAGAUACAGCAGCUGAAACUCAAGUUGUUUGCAUGAGAGGUGAAGACUUGUUGACACUUGUUUCCUUAACAGAUCUUUUAGGAGUAUUUUUUGUGGGGGGUUUUUUGCCUUCAUUUUCAGACCAGUCAAUGACAAUCUAUAACCUACAUUUGUGUUUCCCUUGACAUUUUGAAACUCAGAAUUGAAACUCAGAAUUGACCAGGUUUCACAGAAGCAGGCAAGGGGCUGUUUACUGAACUGUUUGAAUAACACGAUGAACAUUUAUGCAGCCAUGGGGAGCGGAGAGAGACAUUAUGUAAUUGUUCCUCCCUAAUGAACACUGAUGGAGGUUUAAGAUUGGAUGGACAAAGUUUGCCCACUUUACCUCCCCAUCCUAACUCUGAGUGUGACUCUACCAUCCACACUUCUCAAGCGGCCAUUCAUCUUGAGUCAACUAGCACCUCCAUUCCUCUCCUCCAUGUCUAAUUUCAUCACUCAACUCAGGAUGAAAUGGACUUGAACACGGUUCAAUAUAUUGGAGUUUUCUUUGAUCGUGAAUGGCUAGUACUGUUUUCAUGUUGUUUUACAUAUCUAGUUACAUUUAAAUUACAUAUUUUCUUAUAAAAAAAAUCAGAGUCUUGGUGUGUGAAUGUUUAGUUUCAAAAAGAAAAUGUUUUUGUUGUUUGUUGCCAAAAUGUGGUCCAAGGGAAUUUUGCAUUUGCUGCUUUUUUUUUUUCCUGUAAUACUAGUAGCUUUAAAGCUAAUGGCAACACUACACUUAUGCAGGAAUCAAAUAUGUUUUUGCUGUUUUCUCUGUGUGUGUCUUUGUGGCACUGGGGGACAUAGGAUAGCUGGGUGUUCUUUUUCCCCCAGUUACAGAGCAGUUAUAGGAGAAUCAUUUCAAGCAAACGCUCCCUUUUGAAUUGUUCUUUAACAAAAGGUCUUGGUGUUUGUAUUCAAGUAAAACUGAGUUCAUUGUGUUUUGUAUUCAAGUAAAUGGGACAUCUUUGUGUUUGGUUUCACGUAAAAUUGAGUUUUGGAGGACUUUGAUAUUAUGUAAAAUUAACAUCUUGGUGUUUGUUUUCAUGGUAAAUUAACAUCUUGGUGUUUGUUUUCAUGUAAAAUUAACAUCUUGGUGUUCGUUUUCAUGUAAAAUUAACAUCUUGGUGUUCGUUUUCAUGUAAAAUUAACAUCUUGGUGUUUGUUUUCAUGGUAAAUUAACAUCUUGGUGUUUGUUUUCAUGUAAAAUUAACAUCUUGGUGUUUGUUUUCAUGUAAAAUUAACAUCUUGGUGUUCGUUUUCAUGUAAAAUUAACAUCUUGGUGUAUGUUUUCAUGUAAAAUUAACAUCUUGGUGUUCGUUUUCAUGUAGAGUUGACAUCUUGGUGUUUGUUUUCAUGUUAAAUUAACAUCUUGGUGUUUGUUUUCAUGUAAAAUUAACAUCUUGGUGUUUGUUUCAUGUAAAAUUAACAUCUUGGUGUUCGUUUUCAUGUAGAGUUGACAUCUUGGUGUUUGUUUUCAUGUUAAAUUAACAUCUUGGUGUUUGUUUCAUGUAAAAUUAACAUCUUGGUGUUCGUUUUCAUGUAGAGUUGACAUCUUGGUGUUUGUUUUCAUGUUAAAUUAACAUUCAUGUUUGUUUUCAUGUUAAAUUAACAUCUUGGUGUUUGUUUUCAUGUUAAAUUAACAUUCAUGUUUGUUUUCAUGUUAAAUUAACAUCUUGGUGUUUGUUUUCAUGUUAAAAUAACAUUCAUGUUUGUUUUCAUGUUAAAUUAACAUCUUGGUGUUUGUUUUCAUGUUAAAUUGACAUCUUGGUGUUUGUUUUCAUGUAAAAUUAACAUUUGUGUUUGUUUUCAUGUUAAAUUAACAUCUUGGUGUUUGUUUACAUGUAAAAUUAACAUUGGUGUUUGUUUUCAUGUUAAGUUGACAUCUUGGCUGUAUUCGUUCAUGAUUGUUGAAUUGAGGAUUUACUGUCCUUCAUUAAAAAUACCAACCAGG